This is a messenger RNA of Cuscuta campestris, 1686 nucleotides long. NCBI's taxonomy places the organism in Eukaryota, Viridiplantae, Streptophyta, Magnoliopsida, Solanales, Convolvulaceae. The record is from the annotation of a GenBank genome assembly.
AAGCAGAGGCAGGCAAUUUUGGCAGUUCGUGUUCAUUCCACACGGUUUGAUUUACACGGCGCGGUUGAUGAUGAUGAAUGUGACUGGUAAUUUCGUUCCUCUUUUUCUCCCGGCCCGCUGCCUAUAUAUAUGUAUAAUCAGAUGGGAUGGAUGGUUUACUACUACUGGUCUCCUCUAUUUCAUCCAUCUAGUACUUCUGACACCUAUUUUCAGCUGCCCUAAUGCUGCUGUUUGAUGAGUGCUUUCCCGGCCCGAUUUCUCAUCUUUUAUGCUGGGUGUUCUUCAAUUUGGAUCCUAGAAGGAGAAGAAACGGAAACGGAUGUUCAAUCGGUCUGCUUCCAGACGACAUCUUAGUCGAUAUCCUGAGUAGGCUUCCUGCACCAACCAUUUUACAAUGCCGCAAGGUGUGUAGGCAUUGGAGACGUUUGACUUCCUCCACGUAUUUCCUCGCGGUGCAAGCCAAAAGAGCCCCUUCUGUUGUUCUGGUGCAAGGCAUCAAACCGGGCCCCCAAAAACUGAAAUCUGAGUUUUAUGUCUUUGAUGCAAAUUCAAAAAAGUUGAGAAGCAUUCCUAUCAAGCCCAGCAUCCUUGAUGACUGGUGCAUUCCUCAUCUUCACGGCGCAUGUGGCCCGUUACUUCAUCUUAAGGGCGUUGAGGAUACUGAAUGCGAUUUGAUUUUCGAAAGCUGUGGUGGGAUGUUCCUGACCAUAGCGAUCGAUUGUUAUCGCGAUAUUGUCUUCAACCCCAUCACGGGAGAACUGCAGGGUGUGAAAAAGGACACCCAAACUUUUGUGUGUGGCUUAUACUUUCAUGAGUCCACGAAUGAGUACAACUUUCUGUGUGUGCGGCGUUCCCUUUCUGCGGACGAGUGUUUUGAGUAUUUUUCAUACAACCUAGUUUCUCACACUGUUAAGGAAAUUGCCCGUAGCCGUUUCUGCUGUUGGAGGACCUCAAAUCACUAUCCCGUAGCAUUUAAGCAGGCUCUCUAUAUGAUAGCAUUUCCUCCCAAGGAAGAGGAGGUAAAGUGUGGUGCUGACCAUUGCUGCAAGCAUGCAAUCUUGGUAUUCGAGAUGGACUCUGAAAGGAUGUACACUUUGCCUCACCCAGAAUUCGACGAGUGUCCCGAAAGACCGUACGAUAACAAGUUCAUGUGCUUGUUUGUUCAUGAUGGGCAUUUGGCUCUCUGCCAUGUACGCGACCUAGCACAUGGGUUAUUCGACAUAUGGAUCUUGGAGGAUUGCGAAAACUGGCGUUGGGUUCGAAAGUCGAGGUUUGGCCUUCAAAAGCCAAGGGUUAAUGGUGUUUUUGAUAGGGGAAUGAUGAUAGGGACGGGCUGUUUCAUGGUUUCUAGUGUUGGCAAGGACGAGUUGUUUAUAGAUUGGUUCUCGUGUUUCCUACUUGCUGUCAACCUCAAGCACCAAACUUUCGAAGAAAUUAAACUGCCGCGUAAACUGAAGCCGACCAUGUUUCGUUGUGGCGUUGCCUGCACCAGCAGUCUGCUCACUCCUCCACCUCAAGUAUUGUCAUAUUCUUGGUCACUGAUCGACCCCAAUUGUACUACAUAUGACCCAUCCCAAAUUAAACGAUGAAUAAGUUUUGUAAAUACAUCUGUCUUUUAUUCCUACGUGUACUAAGUAAGAAUCUGUCUCAUUUGAUUCCUUUUGCCCCUUCAUUACUAUUAUUAUU